AAUGUCUUUGAUCUGCAUCAGGGCCCCCCAAAACUGAGAGUCCCCAGGUUUCUUUUUAAUUUCAGAUAUACAUUUUCCUUUUGCAUACUUAUUCAAAAGGAUUCUGACCCACAUCCCAUCUUCUGUCUCUAGCUUCCAGAGCCAUUUUGCUAGCAAGGCUUUAUGCAUAUAGUCAAGAUUCAAUAUCCCUAAACCACCCAGGUCCUUUGGCAAACAACACGUUUUCCAGUUGACCAAAUGAUAUUUCCUUUUAUCCUCAUUCUCCUGCCAGACUAGUCUGGCUCUGAAGAAGCCAGCUUUUUUCCUAACUCCUACUGGCAAGGGGUAAAAAGACAUCAUAUACAUAGGCAUAUUUGUCAGGCAGGCCUAGACUAGGGUUACUCUCCCAGCCAUAUUCAAAAGCCUCCCUUGCCAGCAAGCACAUCUCUUCUCUAUUUUCUCAGUCAUGCUUUUCCAAAAUUUAUUUCCUAAUCUCACAUUGGUAACAGGUAGUCCCAGAUAUUUGAAGGGAACCUCCCCUUUGCUACAAGUGAGUAUUUCUUGAUAAAUCUCACUUUUGUUUUUGGCUUCCCAAAAAGGUAUACCUCACUUUUGUGGAAGUUAAUAGUCAACCCAUACAUUUGCUCAAAAGCUGUUAUUGGUUUUCGUAUCGGAAUUAUUUCGAUUAUCAGACGAGCAGGUCCAUAUACUGGCGUUCCUAUCAGCCUCCAAGCAAGAUAUGCACGUCAUAUCUCCAUUUAGAACUGCUGCCGUGAUGCCUUAGAAUGGAAAUUCGCUGCAGCACCGUACAAAUAAUCUAGUCCUGUCAGUGAAAAUGGUGAUGAGCAAAUGGAACAACCAGAGAAUUAUUUUUUUGAAACAGAGGCACAACCAGAGAAAAUAGUUCUCACGGUGUUGAGGAGAACAUGGAGAUGUCCGAACUCGAUGACAAAGUUUCUCCUUCAACACCAGAUAUUUUGGAGACCGAAUCUCUCCUUCAGAUUAAAGGUUGCAAACAGCAAAUAGAAAACAUGCUGCAAUUCUUUUUAAAUAAUCCAACUUUUUUGUCUGAAUUGCGGAGUCAGAUGAACCUCUCUGGCCCAAGAAAAGAGUAGCUACAACUAAUAUGGCAGACGAACAAUCAUGUUCAGAUAUCCAGGGAAUUAACACAGUUUCAAGGAGUACUGCUUAUGAUACCAUCUCUGAUAAAGGUUUUUUUUUAUGGUGGCACGUCUAGAGGAGUCGCUCGGGAUACUGUAAGGUGCUAUGCUCUGCAGAAUGGAGACAUCGUGGCGAGAUAAGGAGCACUCAAUUAUUCUGAAGCCUGCAAAUAUGUUUCUUUCCAGGGAUUGGAUGAUCAACAGUGAUGUAUCUCUGACUUGGUCACUCCCAAAGAUGACUGGAGUUGAUACAAAUGCUUCUGUGCCUGGGGUUAGCGACCCCGGUGCUGCUCUUAAUGAUCAGUAUGCUGUACUUAUAUCAUAUAGCUGCAAUUAUACAGAAUCAAAGCUUUUCUUUAAGCAAGCCACGAGCUGGCAACCCCGUGCAGCUAGUGAUCUUAUAAUCUCUGUAUCUUCAGAACUGUCAUUACGAUAUCCUAGCCUGAGUGCUCGAGUUCCUCAACAAGCAUCUGGUUCUUCUUCAGUUGUAUCAUUGAACUCAGCUCCAACCACACCAGAUAGUUGUUAUGACAAUCUUAAUGAGCCUAUGAGAAGGUCUGGCUUGGGAAAACAUGGAAAUGGUUCUCGGAGACUAAAUUCAUUUGUUAGUGGCUCUCCAGAAUAAAGUGAUAAUGGAGGAAAUAGAAUGAGUACUUCAACAGGCUGCACCCAUUUAUGGUUGCAGAAUGCAGUUCCUCUAGGUAUUGCUAUCCACCCUCGCCGUUUUUCCCCUUCCGUCGAGUCAUAGCUCGAUAUGUCAAUACGCUGAAGAAUUGCAUUCUUGUGGUUAACAUGGUGUGUUCCUGCACGGUCAAGCACCACUGUCAAGUUUGAGCUACUCCCAUUAAUAGAUAGGAUCAUUACACUAGAUACAUGGCAAAUAACCAUAAAGGAGAGAGGUAAAAUUUUCAUGAGAAAAACAACAUACAGAAUAUCACCCAGAUAUAGCAUGGUGCCUGCCCUCAGAACACAUUUUGUUAUUGUUACUGUUUACUACCUGUCAUAGUCUGAAUCCACCAGAUUCAUCAGAUUAAAUUUUAAGAUAGUGUUCCAUGGCAGGAUCGGACGACCAAACCUCUCAAGCAUGUCAUGUAUUUUGCAGCUGAUUCACGCCAUGUAUCUUUGCACCACAGAUCUUGCGUAGUACUCCCUCUGUCUCAUAAUAUAAGAGCGCUUUUGACACUAUACUAGUGUAAAAACGCUCUUAUAUUAUGGGACGGAGGGAGUAUAUAUUAGGGUCAGUUCUUUUGAUGGCUUCUAGAAUAAGCUCAGUAGGUACCCGUUAGGUACCUUACCCAGCUUAUUUUAGAAGACCAAAAAAACUGACCCUUAGAGCACUCAUUGAAAAUACACGCACUUCCGCCAUUCAGCGGGAAGGUCAUAGUAGGAAGUAGUAGUGCAUUACUCUAUGUCUUAUGUCUGUGGCUCAACCUCUGCGUGAGUGGGAGUCCAAGUGUGCAGCUGAUCAUUUGUAUUGGAUGUUGGACAUGGAAGCUCUUAGGGCAGUAUCCGAGAAACGAGCCAGCCAGAUAAUGGUAUUUGUGCUGAACACGAUGGUCUCCGCAUGAACCAGAGAAUAUGAGACAAAGCUUUUGUGUUGGCCAGGUUCACACACAUAUAUAUCCAUUUGUAAACAGAGUGGUUGGGCAGGCUCGUCGAAAAACCUGUAAUGUUGUGCUGCAUAGUUUUGACAUCAUUUUUGUGUUUUUUCAUUCUUUUUGGUACAUGUAAAUCUGACGCUUGGUCUUGUCUUAGUUGGUGGGAAGAUGUAUCAUGUUAUGUAUCGGAAAAUGAGAAAGUUAUCUCUGCUUUCGUUCC
Messenger RNA from Triticum urartu, 2957 nucleotides. NCBI's taxonomy places the organism in Eukaryota, Viridiplantae, Streptophyta, Magnoliopsida, Poales, Poaceae. The record is from RefSeq and is a predicted model, not a curated record.